UUGACAAUAUUGGAAAGGACAAUCACAGCAACUCAAGAGAUUCACUUUCAGUGGAUUCUUCUUGCCAACAUGAAUGUGAGAGGACAGAUAAUUUUCAGGAUGAUGUUGUUAAUUCAGAUGAUUCCAAUUCGGAGCUUCUUGAAAAUGAAAAUCUCUCACCUAACGAAAAUCAAGAUAAUUUGGAAGUUAGUGACGAAGAAGAAUUUUUUAGUCAAAAUUCCAGUUUUCAAGAAAAUGAUGUUAAUGAACAGAAAGUUUUGACUAAUAUAUCUUCAAAUGAAAAGGAUUUAGAAAAGAAUAGUGAAAAAGAUAAGAGCUUGAUUGUCAGCAAAUCUAGUUCUGGUGAACAACAGAAUAUGGUUACAGAUUCAAUCAGUAUUCAAGAUUUUGGCAAUGUUAGCGAUUUAAAACAACUUAUUACACAGAUGCCUCAAUCAUUGCUUUCAAAAAUAUCUAAGACUUCUGAUGUUAAAAGCCUUUCUUCUAUUGAUGGAUCGAUUAAUUAUAGUCGAAAUGAUUUGUUACAAAUUCGUCAUUCAAAAACUGCAGAAGAAUGGAAGUCUUUUCUUUGGACUAAUCAUGGCACAAAUUGGCCAAUUGAUGAAAUGCCUUUUGAAAUGGAUCCUGAUUUGCGCUGUUCUUUCCAAAAGAGAUUUAACAUUCUUCGUGAUCGACAAGAAGCUGCUCGUCGAUUUUUUGUUUCUUCUAGGCCGCAGAUUGACUUUCCGAUUGCUACUAAGAGAAACUUUCAAAACAAAAAGAAUGAGCAGCGUCAAGGAAAACAAAAAACUAAGAAAAAUAAAAAAGGAAAAAAUGGUGUGGAUCCUCAGUUAAAAGUCACGAAAAAUGAAAACAAGGGAAAUGGAAAAUUGGAUCAAAAAAAUCAAGCUAGUAAUAAGGUUGAUUGGACAGAUAGUGAGGAAUGUUAUGAGAGUAGUGGUAGUGGAGGUUUAAAUAAAAAGGGAUUCUCAAAUGAUGAUCAAAAUAUUAAAAUUAAUUCGGUUCCAAUUGCAAGUAAAUGGGCAAUGAAAUAUUUGGAGAAUAUAACAAGUUCAGAAGAUGAUGAAGAACAAGAAAACGAACAAAAAUCACUUUUGAGUAAUCAAAAUGAUAAAAUUGCGAAACGUCAAUUAUUGGUUGGAUUUCCUUUUUGGCAUAAAAAUAUUGACCAUCCUCGUUGGCAUCAUUCAAAUAAUGUGCUUAACUUUUAUUUUAAUCAAAUUAAGAAGGGUAUUGUUUAG
This is a messenger RNA of Meloidogyne enterolobii, 1241 nucleotides long. The record is from the annotation of a GenBank genome assembly. NCBI's taxonomy places the organism in Eukaryota, Metazoa, Nematoda, Chromadorea, Rhabditida, Meloidogynidae.